Messenger RNA from Engraulis encrasicolus (European anchovy), 4697 nucleotides. RefSeq names its product dispatched RND transporter family member 3 (gene disp3). Lineage: Eukaryota; Metazoa; Chordata; Actinopteri; Clupeiformes; Engraulidae. Bases 1 to 4647 code for a protein of 1548 amino acids. The transcript has 21 exons. Gene Ontology annotation, cellular component: cytoplasm; membrane. The record is from RefSeq and is a predicted model, not a curated record.
AUGGAGGCGGAGGACGAGCCCUUGUUGCUCGGGGCGACGGGUGACCUGGGUGAUGACGGAAUGCAGGACGAGGAUGAUGAGGACGGUACAGACCCAGACGCCAACCCAAACACUGACCCAGCCACCACACACAUCCUGUCCCCCCAGCAAACACUACCCGGCCUGCAGGCACUCUGGCGGGCGGUGGGCUGGGUCUACACCACCCCCUGGGCCAGUGGGGCAGUGCUCGUCCUCGGCUUCCUCCUCCCCUUCGCCCUGUCGGCUUACAUGUUCCUGCGCUACCCUCCGCUGGACAUCGACCUGUCCUACAGCGCCUUCGAGGUGCGCAGCCACUCCUCCGCGCAGCACUUCGACGCCCUGGCGGUGGCGCUCAAGACGCAGCUGGGCUCGUGGGACCGGCACCGGCGCAACACCGACGACUUCGACUCUGCAGACGUGCUGAGGGACCUUCUGCUGGCCAAGCUGAACCUGUUGGGGGGCGGUGGAGGUGGGAGUGGGGGUGGGGCGGCAGCUCCUGGGGGGGUCAAGACCUUGGACGCUAAGCAGAAUGAGACAGGGGUCAAGGGGGCUGCUGGGGGGGUCAAGGACUUGGGCGCUAAGCAGUCGCGAAACGAGACAGGGAGCAAGGGGGCGGCUGCUGGGGUAAAAGACACUGCUGCCAUGAACGACACGGCUGAGGUGACGGACUUUGCUGAGGAAAAAGGCACUGCUGCCUCAGGUACGCUACAGCAACCGCAGAACGACACGGGGAGCUCUCAGGGAAACAAGGGUGUAGCAGAAAAUUCCACUCUAGCAAAGGAUGACGCAACCACAACGAUGGCUGGAGUUGGAAAUACAGAUGCGAAGGACAUUGACAACAAGGAGGGCCACGGAGUAGGUGUAUCACAGGACAACACCACCAGACCGAAGGAAGAGGAGGAAGCCACCAAGGUGAUCAAGGACACGGGAAUUCCCAAGGAAGGUGGACAAGCACAUGGCAUAGACACUGGACUAGGGGUGGACACCGAUGUUACCAAGGAAGGUGAACCAGUACAGGACAUAGACCAUGGAGGAGCACAGGACAAAGUAAAUAGCUCUGGACCAGUACAGGGCAACACCACUAGCACUGGAGUAUCCCACAAUGCAACGGCUAGUGUUGGACAGGAUGCAGGAAGCAGGGUUUUAGGAGGAGUCACCAACAGGAAGCGAAGAUCCACUGGCUCCACCUACUCCUACCUGCAGAGCCAGGCGCUGUGGAGGGUGGAGCUAGUCUUCGUCGCCCAGGGCGACAACAACAAAGGUCGUCAUGGCAACAGCAGUUGCCACAGUGACGGCGACCGCAACAUCUUCACGCCGGAGCGGCUGCGUGCCAUCCACCGCGUGGAGCGGAUGCUGAUGGAGCAUCCCCAGUUCCAGAGGUUCUGCUGGAAGCCGGUGGAGCUGUUGAGGGACCUUCCUCUGGGGCCGUCGUACUGCGCCCCGCCCAGCUCCGUGCUCUCCUACCUCUUCCCCAGCGAGCGUGCAGGCAGGAUAUACUUCGAUGGCAUGGGACCCGACCUCGCAGACAUACGCGGUGCCUUGAGUCUGGCCAUCACCCACCCCCAGUUCUACUGGUACGUGGACGAGAGCUUGACCCCCGACAACCUCUGCUCCUCCCUGCUGCGCAGCGAGAUCCACUUCGGCGCCCCGCUGCCCUCCUUCUACUCGCUGCAGGACCGGCCGCAGGAGCAGAGGAAGCGCUUCCGGGACUUUGUGGUGCAGUACGCUGACCUCCUGGCACGGCAGUCCAACAGCCAGGUGAAGGUGCUGUAUGGGGGCACGGAGCUGUUUGACGAUGAGGUCAGGCGCACCUUCCACAGCGACAUGCUGCUGGCCGUGUUCAGUGGAGCCUGCAUCUCCAUCCUGGUCUACAUCCUCACAUCCUUCUCAGUGUUUCUGACCUUCUUCGGCCUGGCCAGCAUCGGUCUGAGCUGCCUCAUGGCCCUCUUCUUGUACCAUGUGGUGUUUGGCGUUCGCUACCUGGGCAUCCUGAACGGCGUAGCAGCUUUUGUCAUCAUAGGCAUUGGAGUGGAUGACGUGUUUGUGUUCAUCAGCACCUUCCGCCAGGCGUCCCACCUCCAGGGCCAGCCGCUGCAGCGCGCCGUCUACACCAUCAAGACAGCAGGCCGAGCUACCUUCCUCACCUCCUUCACCACCGCAGCCGCCUACGCAGCCAACACCUUCUCACAGAUCCCUGCGGUCCACGACUUUGGCCUGUUCAUGGCACUCAUCGUGAGCUGCUGCUGGGUGUGGGUGUCCAUGUUGAUGCCCGCUGCCCUCUGUGUCUGGAGCCACUGCAGGGCUGCCCAGGGGAAUGCCUGUCUGAAAUGGUGGAGCGUCAUCUCCAGUCUGUCGGUGAGUCACAGCCCUCUCUCAGAUGAGGACGACGUGGCCCUGCUGUCUGUGGAGAUGGAGAUAGACUCCCUGGAUGUGGAGGCUGACACUGCCUUGCUGUCCCUGAGCGUGGAGCCUUUGCAGGGGUCGACGGGGAAGGGAGGGGUGGGGGUGGUGAGCACCCAGCUCCAGAGGCUGCUGCAGCGCUGGGUCGAGCCCGUAGUAGAGAGACGCAAACUGGUCAUCGGUGUGUAUGUGUUGGUCUUGCUGGCAUCUGCGUUCUGCUGCUGUCUGCUGAGCCCUGCUAGCCACGCCCCUCUCCUGUUCCGACGCGACUCCAACAUCCAAACACUCCUCAAUCUCCGCGGCAACCUGAGUGCUCAGGGCAUCUCAUGCCCCACCUGUUCAGGAGCCUUUAUGGAGAGACCCCAUUUCCUGCACAGCGUUGGCCAUCACACGCCUGCUGGGUUGCGACAGACAUCAGCACAACAGCAGCCGCGCACACACUCCAUAGCCAUGAAUGCUGCUACGCAUGGGCAGAACAAACCAGCCGCCUCGCCUACCUCUCAAUCAGGGAUGAUCACGGUGUACGUGUCCAAGCUGGCCUUGGGCUCUGCUAUCACGCUGUACCGCUUCUCUCUCAACGCCAGCAUCCCGUCGCCAUGGACACCCCUGACACCAGGCCACGGGGAGGUGCCGUCCUUCCAGGCGUAUGGUAGUCCCCAUAGCAACUUCAGCAGGCGUCUGACGGUGUGCGUGUCUCAUGCGUACCGCCCACACCCCCACUGGAUGAUCACCUCUCACUCCUGUGACCAACACCACAGCUGGACAGUCGAGUUCAGCUUCUACGUGGCAACAGCGCAGCAGCAACACAGCAGGCGGCUGUAUUUCGCCCAGCACCGCUUGAGUCCUCACCCCAGCAGAGUGUGCGCUGAGCCCCCAGGCUGUGUGAUCAGCAGCGGCCCAGAUGGACCUACUCAAGGCAGCUUCUACGCACCGCUCAAAGCAGAUCCAACCCCACCGGUGGUGUCCAAGACAUCAGGCUUUAACCCAUGUGGAGGAGGCGUGUGUGGGAAGCCGGCUGUACGCCCCCUGGUGGACACGGGUGCCAUGGUGUUCGUGGUGUUCGGCAUCCUGGGUGUCAACCGCACGCAGUACCUUGACAACCACGUCAUCGGAGACAUGGGCAGCGUAAUCUACGACCCCAGCUUUGACCUCUUCAAAGAGAUCGGCCAUCUCUGCCAGCUCUGCAAAGCCAUCAGUGCCAACACCAAGCUGGUGAAACCAGGAGGGGCGCAGUGCCUACCAGCAGGCAGCAGUUUAUCCAGCAUCCUGCCUCUGAUGCACCCAGAGUGCCACUCCCUGCCGGAGCCCAACCUGCUGCCAGGCCAGCUCUCCCAUGGGGCCGUGGGCAUGCAGGGCGGACGCAUACGCUGGAUAUCCAUGGCCUUCGAAUCCACUACCUACAAGGGGAAGUCGUCGUUCCAGACGCAUGCGGACUACAUGCAGUGGGAGAGCUUCCUGCAGGAGCUGCUGUCCUCUCUGCCCCCCACCUCCUCCCUGCACAGCGGCUUCCAGACCUGCGAACACUGGAAGCAGAUCUUUAUGGAGAUUAUAGGUGUGCAGAGCGCCCUCUACAGUCUGCUGUUGUCACUGGUCAUCUGCAUCGCCGCUGUCUCCGUCUUCACCGCCCACCUGUUACUCCUGCUGCCCAUCCUGCUCAGCAUUCUGGGUGUGGUGUGUACGGUGGUAGCCAUCAUGUACUGGCUGGGCUGGGAGAUGGGGGCGGUGGAGGCCAUCUCUCUCUCCAUCCUGGUGGGCUCCUCUGUGGACUACUGCCUGCACCUGGUGGAGGGAUACCUGUUGGCCGGGGACACCCUCACCUCCCCCAUCACCUCCCCACUCACCUCCACCUCCCCCGGAUCACCUGACCCACAGGACCAUUCCGGCCGCCGCACGCUGGAGGCCGUCAACCACGUGGGCGUGGCCAUCGUCUCCAGUGCCGUCACCACGGUGAUCUCCACGCUGCCGCUCUUCUUCUGCGUCAUCGUGCCCUUCGCCAAGUUCGGCCAGAUCGUGGCCAUCAACACGGCCGUGUCCAUCCUUUUCACUUUGGUGGUUACCACGGCUCUGCUGGCCGCCAUGGGCCCCCCCAGGGACUUCCGCAGGACGCCCAGGGCCGUGGCCAAGGCCUGCCUGGCGGUGCUUACCGCCGUGGGGCUGGGGGCCGUGGUGUUCUGGGUCGGGGGCCUGAUGUUCCCUGGUGGUCCCUGGUACACCUGGUUCAAAGUGUAAAAUUAUACGGUUUGCUUAUUUGUGGAAAAGGCGAUGAUGUCACAAUGGAC